CAAGCGAGCUGAAUGGGAAACACAUUUGUGCGCCUCACCGAUGUAUUAAACCUAAAAGGGAGAGACGAUGACAAGCGAAAACAGUUUUACACGUAAAUUAAUUUCCUAAGAGGCGGACAGGCAAACUAAAAUUCCCGGUGUCUUAAAGCGGCCUGACUGCUCUUUAACUACAGGCUCCGCAUACAGCAGCCGCGGAGAAACAGUGGAGAGACUCGGCAUCGUCAGCUGCUGUAUCUGCAACCGAAGAGAGGGAUGCGAGGACUUGAAAAGAGAUAAAUAAAACGUAUUCGUGAUUUUUCCCCUCGUCAUUAUGGGGUCUAUGUUCAGUUAGCAAACGGCGAGUUGAACCUGAAUUUGUUUGCGGCCGUUGGGCGAAGCUGUAAGCCCGUGAAAAUGAGGAUAAUAUGCAGAUAGGGCGUUUUUAAAGUCCACCUUUUGUCGUGGACGGUCGGCUAACGUUAGCGAGGUUUCACUGGACUUGGCAGGUUUGCGUGUGCUGUGUAUCGCUAGCGUUAGUUUAGCCGAGGUUAUUUGACCGGUUUUCUUCGCUUUUUUUUGAAGUAGCUCUUCUUAUCGGAUGAAAUCUCGUCUAUGCCAUCCAUCCCGGUGUUGUUAGGGGCCUCUGCUGGCAAACUGCGUCACCGAGUGGGCGCUGCAGGUAUCCAUCUCUAAAUCUGCAUGUUGGGAAGUCUAGCCAUGGCACGAAUGACCUGGAAACCAAAGUGACUGAACUUUUAAAUCACCAUGGAGCCGGAGUCUAAUUCACACUCCGGGGCCCACCAAGACCUGAAAUAUCCAUCCGUACCCAACUCUCAGUGUGAACUGGCCAUGGGUGAUGGAAAUAUCAGUCUUGUGGACUCACUAGUGAGGGGUGGGAGUGACCCCAGUGCAUACCCCUCAUCCAGCUAUCAGAGGAAUGUGCAUCAGAGAUUCAUCAGGAGAAGUCUGUGGUUCUCGGACACAGAUGAGCAGGCCUUUGAAGCACCUGAAUGUGAUAACAGGAGUAAGAUCCUAAACAUAAACCUGCGAACAAUAGUGGACAGGACUCUGGGGACUAGUUGUGGGGUACAAGAGGGUUCCAGCACUGAAAGUCAAGGUGGGCAAAAAGACAGUGCAACAGAGAGCGCCAGUGCCGAUGAAGAGAAGGAAAAAGGUGGAGAUGCAUUAAAUGUUACAUGCAGCGAUGGUGCUAAAACUGCUAUCAAGGCAGCCAGUGAGGAGAAUGAGGAAGAAGCAGAGAUGAAAGCAGUCUCCACAUCUCCAGGAGGACGGUUCCUCAAAUUUGACAUUGAGCUGGGGAGAGGGUCCUUCAAGACGGUUUACAAGGGCCUGGACACUGAGACCUGGGUGGAGGUUGCCUGGUGUGAGCUGCAGGAUCGUAAGCUGUCAAAAGUGGAGCGUCAACGCUUUAAGGAGGAAGCAGAGAUGUUAAAGGGUCUUCAACAUCCCAACAUUGUCCGUUUCUAUGACUUCUGGGAGUCAUCCCUUAAAGGGAAGAAAUGCAUUGUUCUAGUAACAGAGCUCAUGACGUCAGGGACCUUAAAAACCUAUCUAAAGCGUUUCAAGGUAAUGAAGCCCAAGGUGCUGAGGAGCUGGUGCAGACAGAUCCUGAAAGGCCUACACUUUCUCCACACCAGGACCCCACCCAUCAUCCACAGAGACCUCAAAUGUGAUAACAUCUUUAUCACUGGACCUACAGGGUCAGUCAAGAUUGGGGAUUUAGGACUUGCAACACUCAAAGCAGCUUCCUUUGCCAAGAGUGUCAUAGGCACCCCUGAGUUCAUGGCUCCAGAGAUGUAUGAGGAGCACUAUGACGAGGCAGUGGAUGUCUACGCCUUUGGCAUGUGUAUGCUAGAGAUGGCCACCUCAGAAUACCCCUACUCCGAAUGUCAGAAUGCUGCUCAGAUUUACCGCAAAGUCACAAGCGGAGUGAAGCCAGCCAGCUACAACAAGGUCAUGGAUCCUGAAAUCAAGGAGAUUAUUGGGGAAUGUAUCUGCCAAAAGAAGGAGGAGCGGUACACCAUCAAGGACUUGUUGAACCAUGCUUUCUUUGCUGAGGACACAGGUGUAAGGGUUGAGCUAGCUGAGGAGGAUGAUGGGAAAAAGGCCUCAAUAGCCCUCAAACUGUGGGUGGAGGACCACAAGAAAUUAAAAGGGAAGUACAAGGAGAGUGGAGCCAUCGAGUUCGCAUUUGACCUGGAAAAGGAGGUGCCUGAGGUUGUGGCACAAGAAAUGGUGGAGUCUGGCUUCUUCCACGAGAGUGAUGCUAAGACUGUGGGAAAGUCGAUCAGGGACCGUGUGGCACUGAUCAAAUGGAGAAGAGAGAGAACAGUGUCUGCUGCAGUUGCAUUGAAUCAGGGUGAAGGAGGACACAGGGUCCAGAUGACACCGUCUCAGGGCAUCUCUGCUGGGCCUGCACAUGUAGGACAGCCCCCUUUGCAGGAACCAGAGGAGCCAGAGGUAGACCAGCACAACAGGCUGCGUAACCUACCAACCAGUGCCACCUCAGUGACAUCAGACGGCACACUUGACAGUGGCAUGGGCUCCACUGUGUACUCAGACUCCCACAGCAGCCAGCAGAGUGUCCUCUACCAGUCCCUGCUGGAGCCUAUUACUAUGGCAACGCAGCAGUGCCAGAGCAGUAACCCUCUUCUGACAGAUCGGCCUCACUCCUGUGAAAAGGGUGAAAUAUGGGGCGCAACACUGAGCCCAGAGCUCAGGACUCGAUUGGGAGCAGCAGCCCGGAGAGGAAGUGCCCCUGUCAUUGACACUCACAGGGAAAACCACAUCGCUCAACUCCACGCCCUCAGUCAGUUUCAGAGAUCAAUCAGUCCCACCCCCACAGUACUAGAGAACCAGUCAGAACUCAGCCCCUCUGACUUUCACUCAGAGGCUGAGGAUGGUUUCCCCUCUCAGAGUGCUCUGCCAAUGCUGCAGGUCUCCCCUGUCUCUUCACCCUCUGAGUACCGCCGCCUUAGUGACACCAGCAUCAGACCAACAUCAGAGGCCAGUGAGAACUUAACACUGCCUAUGCCAAGUGUACGCAGACACUCUGACCUUAGUAGUCUUCUGAGUAUAACCUCUCAUCAUAACCACCAUCUUGGAAUGCAUAAAUCCCACAUUUGCCAGGCCUGCCUCUCUUUGCUUUUGAGGUCACGAGAGGGCAGCCACCGCCACCCUUCUGUUGUCAUGCCGACACACCAGUGUCCAUGUGACUUAAAAUACUGCCCGUCCUCUGGUGGAACAGUGACCACCCCUGGUUAUGGUCGGCUGAAAGGUUCCGGUGAUUGCUCUGAUUUCUCACUGCUGCAGAAGUCCCUGUUCAAUAUAAUCAGCCGCAAAGCAGCCCCUUGUCACACCACACCCACCCAAGCCUCACUGCUGGACCCCUCAGCCGCCCACAGGCCUGCUUGCAGUGAUGGAGACGGCAGUCUGAAGAGUCGUGUCUUGAGUGGCAAUUCAGUUCGGGACCAAGAACCCCUCCAGGACUGCGAGGAUAGAUUCUGUGCUGGAGAGCAGCAAGUUACCCGGGCUGUGGGAGUGACCAAUUCUGCAGGUCACCAGAAUCAACCACCUGUCCAGGGCCUGCCUUCUUCCAGCACAGCAGUGCACACACCACUGCAGUACCUCCAGCCUGGACACAGCUACCCUGCUGCUCCAUAUGCUGGUCAGCCCAGUGUUGCAACACCAGCCCCAGCUAGUGUAUGUUUAGUCAACAUCCAGCAUGCAGGCAACUCUGCUGGUUAUGCACCUCCAAGUGUGCAACAGACCCAAGCUGCAGCAAGUAUUUCAGCAUCAGCUGUGCCACAACAUGUUGCACAGAGCCACCAAGCACCAGGCCAUCAACAGCAGCAGGCAACUGCAGCAAGCUCUUUAACUUUUCCUCUGCAAGGGCAUCAAACGUUUCAGAACUGUGUGGCUCCACCUCAACAACAGGCUCAGUCUGCAUCAGGAUAUCCUACUCCAGUUCAGCAACAGACUACAGCAGCAGCAGCAGCAGCAGGCAACCUGCCAGCACAGCAGCCAGCACAAAGCUACUCUCUUGUAUCUGUAGCCCCAACUAUGGCAGCCACAGCCCAGUGUCAUCCUGCACAAGCUCCCAGUGCACUGCAGCACAUCCAAGCUACAGUCAAACUGCCAAGUCAGCAGCCUGGUCAGAGCUCCUCCACACCAGCACUUUACAGCCAACAGAUACCCAUUCAGCAAGAGCACCAACAGCCCUUACCACAAAAUACUCAGUCCAGGAUACAACAAACACAAAAUGCUGGGCAGGCUUAUAUUCAACCUCAACUCCAGCAUAACCAAGAUACUGUGCGUCCCAUACACCAACAAAUGGCACAACAGCCCACCCACCAAGCUCAAAGUCUCCAGUCUCCUGGUCAGCAACAAUUGCAAACCUCAACUCUACAGCAGCACAGCCAGAAAGCUGUGCAAACAGCAGUUCCACAGCAGAGCCAGGGUGUAUCCCAGUCCACAGUCCAACAGGUUCAGACCCCUGCUUCUCAGCCUCAUCUCACAGCAACCCCAGUUGUGCAGGUUGCAGGCACACAUCAGAGUUACCCUGCUGCAGGUGUGCCUGAUGCUGCCUCUCAGAGCUAUGCACAUUCUACCUUCAAUGCGCUGCAGCAACAGACUGCUCCAUCUCAGAGCCAGUACCAGCCUGCACAGUCUAUUGCUGCUCCACAGACCUAUGGAGGAGCUACCCAGGUAGUGACUCCUCAGAGCCUUCCAGCCUCUUCCCUCCAUAGCCAGCCUGCACAUGUUGUCCAGCAGUUUCAACCCUAUCUUUGCAUCGCUGCUUUCCUGAACCAGAAUAUUCCUGUUGGUCAAAGCAUUUCACAGCUUGGACAAGAUGGACAGGGCCAUGGGCAGAAUCUCAGCCAGUCUGCUUCCAGUAUGCUGGCCCAGCCACUUCCUCCUCAACAGUCAAUGGCUCAGGCUACUGUCCAUCAACAACUCCAACCUCUGCAGAUAUCAACCUCUCUACCACCAACACACCCACCCCAGUUUCCCUCACAGUAUCCCACAGUCCAGGUGAUGACAGCUGUGACUGACUGUGAAUCCUCCUAUCCUCAAUCCUGCACUGCCCCUCACCCUUCAACCUCCUCUUCUGUUAAUCACGUCUUUCUUUCUCCUGGACAGACUCUUCCUGUAACCCCCUCUGUCUCCCCUCUCUCCCCUCUGCACAUUGAAAAUGCGUUAGUUUCACCCAUCCCAGUGUCCCUCAUACCUUCCCCCUCACCCAUGCUGGGUAAGAUGGGACCCACAUCCCCACAGCACCAGCCCACCACUGCUCUGCAGCAGAGUGUUAGAAGUGAAGCCUCUCAUUCACAACCUGCAUUUAUAUCUGCACUAACCACCCAUCCCAUACACACACACAUUUCACUGUCCCAAAACACACACCCUCCCACAAAUGGCAGCACUCAGCCUCUGAUACAGCAGGCUCCCCAGCAGGCCCAGAUCAGCCACCCUGAGCUUGUCCCCUCUGCUCAGCCAGUCCAGCCUACACUAUUCUCCUCACCUAUGCAGAAUGGGCCUGACCCAGGCACAGUCACCACUGCUGCCCAUCUGGACAACAAUAACCAAUGCCAGCUGGCCCUGCAGGCCCAGGCCCAGAGUCAGCUUCAGAGCCAAAUUCCUGUGCUGCAGACCUCUGAGUCUCAGAGAGCAUCAUCGGGGUCUGCCAGUUCCAGUCUGACUCAGCAGAAACAUCUCACUACUCUAACAGGAGCUGCAGGUCCAGGUCCAACAGAGACCAGCACGGAGGAUCCAGCUUCAGAGAAGCACAGUGCAGGGCAGAGCUAUGACAGUGUCAACUCUGAUGCCACGUCAGGGAAGGAGAUGAGUGAUGGUUGUGAGGGGACACAAGGAAGUAAAGGCGAAGGCAAAGUCCGCAAACACCACCGCAGGUCCACACGCACUCGCUCUCGUCAAGAGAAGAUUAGCAGACCAAAGCUCAGCAUGCUCAAUGUGUGUAACACUGGGGAUAAGAUGGUAGAGUGUCAGUUGGAAACUCAUAACCAUAAGAUGGUCACUUUCAAGUUUGAUCUGGACGGAGAUGCACCAGAGGAGAUUGCUAUAUACAUGGUGGAGAAUGAUUUCAUUUUACCUCUGGAGAAAGACGUCUUCAUUGAACAGCUGAAGGACAUUGUGGACAAAGCUGAGGACAUGCUGAGUGAGGACACCGAGGGUGAGAGGAACUCUGACCAGGGAGGCAGUCCCAAACAGAGUGAAGGAGCUGACACGCUGGGAACAGAGGCUUCAGCACCCAGCACCCCACAGCUGGUGUACCAACAAAAUGUCCUCCACACUGGCAAACGCUGGUUUAUCAUCUGCCCUGUAGCUGAGACGCCCAUGCUAGACAAAGAGAAGACUACAUCACACACCUCUACAGCCCAGGAAUCUGAAAAGUCUGCUUCAUCAUCAGUCAGGCCCAACAGCAACACAACUGCAAUGACUACCCCAGUCGCAUCUUUAUCAUCGCAAAGCCAAUCCUCCUCCUCCUCUCUGCCCUCUGCUGCUCAGACCUCGGUGCAACCUCCAGGCCAAAACCUUGGCAAAGCCCGUGUCCAGCAGACUCAGCCAAGUGUAACUAAACAUGCCCAUGCUGCUGCUGGUGUGAGCCAUCAAAACUCCCUUCCUGUGGAAGAACCUUGCAUCUCUGCUGUCUCUAUGGUGACGGACAUGCCAUGCUGUGCUAUUGUGCCACCUGUCUCUCUCGAUGUGAAUGCCAAUGAUAAAGGAGCAGUUGGUAGUUUGGUCUCGUCUCAAACCAAUCAGCCCAAUGAGAAGGCCAGUCCUACUGGAGAACUACCCCCUCAGCUGGGCUCUCAUCAGUCUGUGGUCCUGCAGCAACCCUAUGCCACAUCCAUGCAACCUGGGACAGUUACCUCCCAGCCCCAGAGUCCAGCACAUCAGACCUCCCAGAACUCCCAGUUGUCAAGCCACCAGCAGCCAGCAGGCGGAGGACCAGGAGAGUCGGACAGUGAGGGACCACGCAGGGUGGAGUUUGUUGACCGCACCAUCAAGACUCUGGAUGAGAAGCUGAGAAACCUGUUGUACCAGGAGCAUGCUCCCUCCCAGCCUUCAAGCACGACAUCUGACCCCCAGGCGUCCAGUGCAGAGGGAGUCAGCUCUCCUCCAGUCUCAGAUGGCCAGAGCACUGAGGGAGCACUUACAAAGAAGAAGGGCGACCCACUGCCUCAGAUUCCUGAGCGCACAGAGAGUGUGGGUGCACUAAGUGAUUCUGCAGUGGCAGCGGCGAGCAGGGCUUUGAAAGGAAGAGAUGUGACUGCCAGCUCCAGUUCAUACAGCUCCAAAAACCGUUUUCAAAUCAUCCCUACUCCACCAGAUGUCAUUUGUCGUUUAGAGAAAAGCAAGACAAGCUACAGCACCUGCAGUUCUGCAGCACCCUCUAGUGGCUCAGGAGGGUCUCACAGCCAGAUCCAGGGCGCAGGCAGUAAAGAGAAGGGCAGUGUGGCUGUGGGCAGGUCUUCCGUGACGGCAGCUGAAGAUGAGAAUGCAGCAAUAUCCAAAACCCUUAGUUGUAACCGCUACUCCGCCCCUCCAAACUUCUUCCAUGCCACACCCACUUCCAGCCCUGAUGUCACCCCACGCCAUAUCCCCCGAGCCCAGACCAUUGACACUCCGACCCAUCACUACUACCACCACUCCUCUCACCUCUGUUCUGACUCAGCAGAUGAGGAUAGCAGCAGCAUAGCUCUCCCUCCGGCCCACCCAGCUCCCCCACCUCAUGCCCUGUCUGAGCACAGUGGUAGCGACCUCAUGAAGAGGGCAGUGGCCUUCCUGCGGCGCUCUGGUCGGAGCAAAAGUGAGCAGAGCUCUGAUUCACCAAGCCGACAGCCUGUGGCAAUGAAUGGUCACGCUCCAGCGCCUGCUGCAGGACAUGCCCACUCAUCCUACAUCAGUAGUGACAAUGACUCUGAGUUUGAGGAUGCUGAUAUGAAGAAGGAGCUACAAAAACUGAGAGAAAAACACAUGAAGGAGAUCUCUGAGCUGCAGGCGUUCCAGAGGAGUGAGAUUGAGCGUCUGUACAAAGAGCUGGGCAAAACUCUGCCCCCCAACGUCGGCCUACUUCAUGCGGCACCCCCAAGUGGCCGCAGGCGUAGGGCCAGCAAACACAAGCUCAAGGCUGGAAAACUGCUCAAUCCGAUGGUGCAGCAACUUAAAAACAACCUUAACACCACCACUGAGAGGAAAGGUGAAAGUGCUGCCAGUUCAUCCGGCUCUCCUGCUAAAAGUUCAAUUCUGUCAGAUGGCUCUGCCCACUCCAGUGGCAGCUCCAGCUCCGCUAAUCAGCCCAAUUCAGCCCCAGAGCAGGUCCACACACAGCAACCCUGUUCCUUGAAGGGCUCUUUCUCCUCAGACAACAUCUACUCUGGCCUACACAGUGAUGGAAUGGCUACCCAAGCAGGCCCUGGCCAAGGCUGGACGGUUUACCACCAAACGUCAGAGAGAGUCACCUAUAAAUCUAGUAGCAAACCACGCACUAGAUUCCUCAGUGGACCUGUGUCUCUGUCCAUCUGGUCCACUCUGAAACGACUAUGUCUAGGCAAAGAGCGCAGUAGUAGGUCCUCUCUCAAUACCACCACUGCUCAGACAGCCUCCAGUCAGACACAGCCGCAACUCACCACAGCCACACCCUCACCAUCUCCUCAGCCAAUCACCCGGCUUGCUCAGGUCCAGACCAACAACAGCAACAACAAGAGAGGCACAUUCACCGAUGAUCUUCACAAGCUGGUAGAUGACUGGACGAAGGAGACUGUUGCUGCAGCCAAUCAACCAAGACCUUCCCUGAACCAGAUCAAACAGCAGAGACGCCAGCGGGACCUGGAAUGCAGAGCACCACCCAUGGGAGCAGCUACACGAGAGAUGAAAUGCCAUGUUGGUCCCAGCAAGUUCCAGCUGCCUCUUUCCUGCCCCCUGACUGCUGCUUUAGGCCCUGGUAUGCCUACAAGCCUAGCUCCCAGCUCCUCAGCAAUGCUCCCUCCUGGGUACCUUCUGCCACCAGGCUCCUAUGGUGGGAUGGUUCCCGGUCCUCUUUACCCUCAGCAGUGGCCCGGUAUGCCUAGUCCUGUAGGGUCCGUGGGUCCUGUAGGCCUGCUUGGUGCUGCAAGAAUGAUGCCCUAUGCCACAAUGGCAAACCCAGGGAUCCAAGCCUUCCCUCUGGUCAUGCACAAGCCCGAGAAUGGCCCCUGUCCGAAAACCACUAGGACUACCUAAUCUGCUAAUUAGAAUUUGUCAGUGUGUGCGAGCAGAAUAGUCCAACUGCACUCUGCUCUGGUUCACCAGAGCCACAACUGUACAUAAUCUGAUACUGUAAAUAACAUGACAGAGUGUUGAUAUUCUUUAUACAACACAUAUAUCUGUAGUAAAUAGUCUCUGUCUGUCUGUCUGUCUGUCUGUCUGUGUGCGCGCGCAUGUGCGUGUAUGCGUGUGUGUGUGUGUGUGUGUGUGUGUAUACUAUACAGUACAUGUUAAGUAAGUAUGUCUGAAUACCUAAUGCUUUUUGGCUUUGGUCUUGACUAAACUCAGCCAUACUAGACAUUUUGUCUGCGGUCAUGAAAACAUAUUUCACUAUUACUGCAGUUUUCACGUUGAUUUUGCCUUUCUCUGUGUUAUCUACACUUAAAACACUACAUUGGAAUCCAAAUACCAGUGGUUUGAGAAACAGUAACAGGACAGUAUUUAUGAUAAAAAUAUUUGAAAGAAUGUAGUGCCUUGAACAUUGAUUAGGGUUCAAGCCUUGAAGGGGUAGAACCCUAUUGUUUUUUGUCAGAUUAUUUUAUUUUAUUCUAUUUUGUUUUAUUUUAUUUUAUUGUCUUCUGCUACGGCUUGGAUUGCUGCGAGCUGGAAUCAGCUAGAAACAUGAAACUUGGCCCAGUAACUGGAAAUGCAUGUGCUUCCCAAGAAAUAUGAGCCCAAUCAGCCUGAUGGUUGUUGUUAUUAGGGCGCCAAAAAUGCAAGUUUGGAAAGGCCACGCCCCUCACACUGUAAGUCCAGCUGACUUGAAAUUUGAUACACAAGUCCAGCUCAAUUUGCUAUACAAAAAGGAAAUUGAGCUUACAAUUUGCCUCUUGGACCAUGAAAGUCCACCAUGAUGGAUUUUCUGCCAUUUAGAAUUUUUUGAAUAACACAUUUUUGACAUCUCCUCCAAAACCAAUUGCGACCAAAUUUUCAUUGGACCAAGCUCAAAAGUUGUGUAAAGCUUGUGGAUAUCUUUUUUUAAUUUACAGGAUUUUACCAAUAAACUUCACAAAGGGCAGGGCUAAGCAGGAAAUUGGCCUUAACUCAUUAAUGAUGUGUCCAAUCUCCGUAAAUCUUGGUUGAUAUUUUCAGUCCAUGUUUGGGAAGAGGCCUCCCAAAGCACCACAAAUACCAAAGAACAUGUAUCUCAAAACCCGGUUGAAAGAACUUCACUAGUUUAGGUGUGCAUGCUCUGGAGAAAUAUUAACAAAAAAUCUGAAGUGCCAUAUUAGUGGGUGCAAGUGGGCGUGGCCUAUCAUAUAUUUGCUCAUAAGUGAAGAUGCCUUUGAGCAAUCCUGAUGAAACUGGAGACAUCCUGCGCUAUCUCCUGAACAUUACACACCAAGUUUCAUUAAAAUCUGAUGAAGGGGGAUAUAAAUGGCAGAACGUUGAGAUGUGAUUGGUCACGCUCCUUCUUUAAACAAUUAAACUAGCUGUGACUUUGCUUGGCUUUGUCAAGCCUGACACCCGCUCCUUGCUGCUCACGGCUUAAAUCUUGGCAGAUUGAGCUGCGUCCCGUUGUUGAGAGCAAAAGGGUUUGAACCCGAAAUCGUUGCUUUUUUUUUCUUCUGUGAAACAAAGCAUGUCUGCAUCCAAGUUAUUUCAAUUGAUGGUAGCUUGACUGCAGUCUUUUUUUUUUAAUGCAUUACAGACACUUUUGUUUUCAGUUUACAAAUGAAUGCCCUUGUAGUACUGCACUAUUAACACAGUAUAUGCUCUUAUUUAAAUAAUAAAAUCAUGUUUUAACCCUUGUUUACUUUCCACCCCUGUGACAGAUGGAAUGCCAUAGUGGUGAGAUGUACCGUUGCCUUGCAGAAACAAAUGGUUAAUGUACGACUGAUGAGAGGAGGAAAAAUAAUUACGCCAGCAGCCAAAAUCCACUCUUUCAGGUCAAAUGGUUCAGUUGGACACAGCCCCCUUUUUUUUUUAAAAGACAACAGAUGUAUUGGACAGCACAAGAGUUGGCAGUGUUGUACCCUUGUGCUCAGAGGAAAGGCCGUGUCCAGAGCCAUAUAUACUGUACAUAGUUCUUUCUACAGUAUAUGCCACUGGUAGUGUUCUCAUCAGAAUGUAGCAGUUAAUAUGUGAUGGCUUGAGGCUUAAAAGUGCAAUUUUUAACCCCUCCACAAAGCUUUGAUCGUGGUUUUGCCACAAGCCUUAUCUCUGAUGUGUGCAACAGGAGCAAGCUGAAAAGUUGAACAAAGUUACAAAUCACCAAGCAACAGACAGAAGUUACCAGGCAAUGUAUAAAUAUUACAAAUCACCCUGCAGACUCUGAAUUCACUACUGCUAAAUGUUCUUUCAACUUGGCUGUCCUAUUACAGCAUACACUGUAUGUAAAAUGUUCUGUGCAAUCACCGGUUAAGUCUGAUGUUUUUAACUUAUUUGAUGUUUAAAGCUUGAUUUUUGAUGCUGCUAUUGUCUGAGGUGAUUCCACUGUACAGUUAAGCAUUAUAUUCACACAAGAUGGUACUUAAAAAUAAAAGACUUCUCAAAUUAACAAAUGAGACGCUCACAAAGCAGUGUUAUUGCCUUGUUGAAAUUUUGAUGUGUUGAUUUCCCAGGUUGCUUUUGAUGAUAGCCUUUUUUGUCAGUAAUAUAUUGCAAAAUUCAAAUGAUACUUGAUGUGGGAGAUUUGCACAACAGAUAGUCUCCCUUAAUUCUAACCUAUGUUAAAGCGUUUCCUACACUGUAUAUAGUGGGUUUCACCGCCUGUACUUUUUUUUUUUUGUUUUAUCACUGACGAGCAUGGCCAACUUUUCAUGUUCUACAAAGCAAAGAUAAACAAUGCAGCUACUAUGGUUAGAAAUUUCACAUCAACACAACACAUUUGAAAGGUUUCAGCACCCCAAUCCUUCCAAGCUGUGAAUUGUACAGUUUUCUUGUAGUUUAUAUUUGUACAUUUUGUUUGUUUAACUGUUAAGGGGUGGUGGUGGUGGUAGUGGUGUUGGAGGGGUUGCUUUGAUGUAUAUUAUUCCAUCAAUUCGGUUUGAAUUGGACUUUUAUAGGAUAUUAUGCAGAGUCUUCUGCUUUGGUGAAAUACUUCCAGUAGUAAGAGAUUUCUGUUCUCUGUCACUUGUAUCUGGUAUGUUUUGUUCCACCUCCCUUGCUGCUAACUCACCGUGAGCAGAGGAGGGAAUAACUCUUGUUAAUAUAUUCAUUUGGGUGCAGUGUUAAAAGGGAGAGCUGAAAUGCACAGAGGAGGAGCAGUCCUAACACUUCCUGCUCUGCUCAUCUCACUUCUCUCUGGACAGCAUUGCCCCCUGGUGAAUAUGUGCUGGUUGUUCAAGGCUUGUAUUUAAACUGUGUGGGAUUGCUUCUGCCUGCUGGAUGUCCCACUGCAUUACCCCACCCUACCCUGCAGCACUCUAAUCACAGACUGUAUGUUGAGAGAGAAAUAAAUAUUAUUUUGUGCUUGA
Messenger RNA from Seriola aureovittata, 12686 nucleotides. RefSeq names its product serine/threonine-protein kinase WNK2. The transcript is spliced from 31 exons. The coding region runs from base 745 to 9243 and encodes 2832 amino acids. NCBI's taxonomy places the organism in Eukaryota, Metazoa, Chordata, Actinopteri, Carangiformes, Carangidae. Gene Ontology annotation, molecular function: potassium channel inhibitor activity; ATP binding; chloride channel inhibitor activity. Gene Ontology annotation, biological process: monoatomic ion homeostasis; negative regulation of sodium ion transport; intracellular signal transduction. Gene Ontology annotation, cellular component: cytosol; cytoplasm. The record is from RefSeq and is a predicted model, not a curated record.